This is a messenger RNA of Haliotis rufescens (red abalone), 3309 nucleotides long. RefSeq names its product epoxide hydrolase 4-like. Lineage: Eukaryota; Metazoa; Mollusca; Gastropoda; Lepetellida; Haliotidae. The transcript has 6 exons. Gene Ontology annotation, molecular function: hydrolase activity. The record is from RefSeq and is a predicted model, not a curated record. Bases 61 to 753 code for a protein of 230 amino acids.
AUGUAAUAUGAUUUCGGCGUGAGCAGUAGAAACUGGGGGUUUGUCUAUCACAUCAAAAACAUGGGUCUGAAGGAAAGCGCUGUCGCUGCCUUUACCCUUACGAUAGGAUGCUUCCUGUCAAUUUUCGUGUUAAUUCGUAUGGUCUUUGUUGGCGUGAAAUAUCGUGGGAAGAUAUCAUGGAAGAGGUACGACAUGCCGGACUGUCUGCGUGACCCAGCUUUGGGCACACACAACUACGCUCAUCUUGAGCACAUCCGCCUUCACUAUGUUGCUGCCGGGGACGAGGACAAGCCGUUGAUGUUGAUGGUGCACGGCCUUCCCGAGUUCUGGUUUUCGUGGCGUUAUCAGAUCAGGGAGUUCAAGAAAGACUACAGAGUGGUUGCCAUCGACCAACGGGGGUAUUCGGAGUCGGACGCGCCCUCUGGAGUCAACAGCUACAACCUUGGUGAAUUAGCCAAUGACAUCAAACAGCUCAUACCAGCUCUAGGCUACAAGUCCUGUAUAAUGGUGGGUCAUGACUGGGGUGCCGGUACAGCGUGGACAGUGGCUGGAAUGUACCCUGAGCUGGUGGACAAGCUGAUCGUCAUGAACUUCCCGCACCCUCUGUCCUUCCCGAAAUACGUCGCCACACACAUGUCCCAGUUUAAGAGAUCUUGGUUCCAAUUCUUUUUCUCCGUCCCCUUGUUGCCGGAGCUGUGGUUCUGUAUCCGGGAUAGGAGGAUGUUGGAAAACUCUUUUAACGGCAGAGUCUAGGGGACUCGCUGUACGCACCUGUCGCCGGAUGAAAUACAGGCUUAUAAGUUUGCCUUCCCAACAUUAGGCAGCUUUACCGGCCCCAUCAACUACAUCCGGGCAUUCAUACGCACCAUGCCACCACAAAUGAAGAGGAUAACUACCCCUACCCUUCAGAUCUGGGGUAGCCAGGACGGGGCGUUCGAGAAAGGAGUUGCCUUAGCUUCAGGGGAGUACACCGACUCCCUGACCACCAAGUAUGUGGAUGAGGCCAGUCAUUGGGUGCAGAUGGACUGUCCAGACGCUGUCAACGCCCAUAUGAGAGACUUUUUAAGCGUUCCUUCGUAAAGCUACUUCUUUUGAAGGUGCAACGAACCUAGUAUAUACGAAUGCGUCUUUUAAGAGGGACUGACUUAUGCCUAAAUGGCAAUCCCAGCUAGUUGGAGCCAGUUUCGAACACGUCUAUGUCUGCUUAUUCGAAUGCAUUAUAUAUAUGAUGUCAAUCUAGCUGUUAAUGCUUACCCUAUAAGUAAUUACACUGAUACAAUGUCUCAGUUCAUUAAUUACAAGGUACAAUGAAUGAAGCUCAUUUCUGGUGUCCCCCGCCGUGAGAUUGCUGGAAUAUUGCUAAAAGUGGCGUAAAACCAUACUCACUCACUCACUAAUAACAAGGUCUAGACCGUCAUUCAAAGAGCCACAAAUCGUAAGUGUCCAUCUUUAAAAACGCAAUUUUAAACAUUAAUUUAGUGUGACUGCUUUUAGAACACAUGUGGUGUGUAAGCAUUUGAUGGAAAGAAAGACCAGUAAUUGUGACAUAUGAUAAGGGGUCGUGCGCGCUCGCGUGUGUGUGCACGUAAUACGCAAGUAGAAACCAGUUGAGAAAGCUUUGAUUAACAGCCAUGACAUGUCAAUAGCCUGGUAUUCAAUAUUUUUAUGUAUGUAUAUUAAGCAUGACAUCAUAGACAAUUUAUGAUGUUUAACUAUUAUGUUUUCAUAUGUUACAUGCUUUGAUGUAAUCAUUUUUUUACUUUUCUAGAAUAUGAAAUGCUUUUAUCAAACGAUGUAUUUUUUAAAGUUUUUACAAACUUUCAAUGUCAAUCCCUUUUCCUGGUUUACUUCCAUAUACCAAUAAACCCUUAACCUUUGAAUAAUUAGCAAUGAAAAUACAUGUCUGAAAGCAGUGAUGGAUUCUUGCUUAUACAUGCAUGAAUACUUACUACAUUGUAGCAUGCUGUGUUCUGCGUGGCGGGGCAGUGCUCGGUCUUUACGCCAAAGGCCCAAGUUUGAGUCCCCACAUGGGUACAAUAUAUGGAGACCACUUCUGGGUGUCCUGCUGUGAUUUUGCUGAAAUAUGGCUCAAAACGGCGAAAGGCCAUACUCACUUACCAGUUAAAAUAAAGUAGGAAAAACACUUGCAGCAACUCCCACAUCAGCAUAUCUUCAAGGAAUGAAUGUUGUUCUGAGUAAUAUUCCAGCCAUAUAACCGUUACAUGACCAUAGACCAGACAAACCAUAUUCUUGACACAAUGAACAGCAAUAUAUGCUUUUGGGUCGACGUCCACGCACCACCAUCCAGGUCACACAAUUAGACCAUGCCUCCGAUUUAUAUUUUUGCUUUUGUGAUAAGCAUUGACAACUGACCCGGAGAAAAAAUUCAUAACCAUUAGAUUCCAAAUCCUCAUUUCCGUACUACAGUUCAAAGCGAUGUUAUUGAUGCAGUAGGGCACUUCAUUCAUACAAACUACAUGUACAUACGUUGGUCAAUAAGUACAUUUAGCCAGAAACAUCUAAAUGCGGUUAUUGACAUGCCAACACCAGUUUUCAACUAUAAUAUUUAUACUGCCACAUGUCAAUGUGUAGUAGCACCUAGUUGUCGGGGUCGUGAACACACAACAAACGGCUACAGGGUGUGAGCUGAUGGCUGUUUAUUCUCCCAGAAGAGAUAUGAGAAAGACAAAAAACGGCCUGUAACAAUGUAUAAAUAAUAAGAUAUUUACAUAUAUAUAUAUAUAUAUAUAUAUAUUUAUAUAAAAUAACCAUAUAAAAUAAUAUAAUAUAUAAUAAUAUAUUAUAACAUACAUAGUGGCCUUAAAUCUAAUGGACAUUCAAUUACAUGAACUUAAAAUAGCGAGAAACCUAUGUUACUCAUGUAGUAAGUAACCUGUCCAAAAUUGUAUUGCAUAAUGAUACAGUACCAUAUAUGCUUAUGGUGCUAAUAUGUAUUUAAAUUAAAUCUAAACCCUGCCCACUGUUCAUUAGACAAGUACAAUACUACGUGAUAAUUACUAAGACAUAUGACGUCAGGAUAUACGCAGAUGCAUACAUAUAUACAUUGUACUUAUAUAGUGACGUUCAUUAGCUUUAUAUCAUUGAUAACCUUGUACAUAGUUAAAAAUUACCAAUAUAUGGCUGUGGUCAUUUAAUGGAAACCUGGCUAAUUUUGUUAAGCGAACAAUAUCCCAUGGAAACCACGGAAAGUAAAGAUGACAGCUCAUCAUGUCAAUAUCAUAACGGUCUGUGUUGUUCUGUUUUGUCAACGUGAUUAUUUAUUAAAAAUAUACGUACAUAUUAACAUGU